AUGAACAUUUUCAGGGAUUCCAGGAGACAUGAUCGCUUUUCACUUAUUCAGCGCCCGUGUACUAUCGAAGAAGAAGAAGUGACCUUCUCAGAGGAGGAAGAUGACAGCGUUGAAAAAGACCAGAAGGUUCCACAUUGGUCACCGUCUCGAAAGUUCAAUGAAGGCAGACGGCUCCCUCCAGCCAGGAACAUGAAGGGCUUAUCGGGCAGCCGUUCCCAGCACCAGAUCCCUUUACCCUAUGGCUUGGACUAUGACCCCCACGUCCAUGACCUCCACCCUCACCAUGGCUCUGACUCCCGCCACUCGUCCUACCUGCUCAGCCCCACAGAGAGCUGCCCCAUGGACUUCCACCACCGCUACUCGCCGCGCAGCUCCAUCCACUCGGACUGCAUGAUGAUGUCCGGCGUCAUGAUGCCUCCUGCUGCAGCAUCUGACCACAUCUCCAGCAGCACCUUCCCCAGAAUGCACUACAGCUCUCAGUAUUACGACUCAGCCACACGGGACGACUGCGCUGCCAUCACAGCCUCAGCCACAUCUCCAGCCGUCGCUGCUGCUGCAGCCGCCGCCGCCGCCUCCUCCCAUCUCUCCGGCACCAAGAGCAACCGCCUUCCUGCUAACCUAGUCGACCAGUUUGAGAAACAAAUGCCGUUACACCGCGAUGGCUUCCACACCUUACAGUACCAGCGCACCCACACCACCACAGAGCGCAGCGAGAGUCCUGGCCGCAUCAGACACCUUGUUCAUUCUGUCCAGAAGCUAUUCACCAAGUCCCACUCCCUGGAGGGAUCGUCUAAGAUGAAUGGCACAAAGGGUGAUAUCAUGGGAGGUGGAGGAGGAAGUUAUCACCAUCAUGGCCACCACUCCACCAAACACGGUAGCAAGAGGAGCAAGAGCAAAGAACGAAAGAACCGUUCUGGCGGCUGGUGGAGCUCAGAUGACAACCUCGAUAGUGACAGCACUUACCGCACACCCAGUGUCAUGUCGCGGCACCACGGCGAACCCGUCAGCCACUACUACCCAGAAUCCACGCACAGCCACCACUUUGGAGACCUGUCACUCAAGACCUCUAAGAGUAACAAUGAUGUCAAGUGCAUGGCCUGCGAGAGCAUGGCCAUGGCGCCCGAGGGCAAAUUCAUGAAGAGGAGCUCCUGGUCGACACUGACAGUCAGCCAGGCCAAGGAGGCGUACAGGAAGUCAUCGCUAAAUCUCGAUAAGCACUCGGACCUCAAGUCAUCGCGGACAUGUCACUACCUGCAGGUGCCCCAGGAUGAAUGGGCUGGAUACCCAGGGGAUGAUGAGAUCCCGUGUCGGCGGAUGCGCAGCAGUAGUUAUGUCAAAGCUAUGGGAGAGGUGGAAGAUGAAAGUGGGGAUUCUGACGCCAGCCCUAAGACCUCCCCACAGAAAGCCAUUCGGCCAGAUGCUCUCGUCCUCAAAUCAGCCAUGCAGAGACCCCAUCUAGACUCCCAAAGCCAGGGCUACCACUUGCAAACAAGAGAAAUGCGACCCCACCCUAGUGUCACGCUGGACCCUGCCUCCUUUCACCCCCCACCCUACCGCUCUCGCAACCAGAGCUACAUGCGCGCCGUCAGCACCCUCAGUCAGGCUAGCUGCGUCAGCCAGGUGAGUGAGACUGAGAUCAAUGGCCAGUUUGAGUCAGUUUGCGAGUCCGUUUUUAGUGAAGUAGAAUCCCAGGCCAUGGAAGCCUUGGACCUGCCUGGUUCGUUCCGCACUCGAAGCCACAGUUACCUCCGUGCAAUUCAGGCUGGUUAUUCCCAAGAUGACGACUGCUUGCCUUCAAUGACAUCCUCCACUGUCACUUCAACUCUCAGAUCCACAACAGGCAUCCGUAGCUUAGCUGGGGGGCGUAGAGAGUACGGUAGGUCUGGGAUUCAGUUUCGUCUCCCUUCUUCCUGUAGUGUGGACCGCGCUCAGCCACCUCCAGUGGUAUCAUAUCCUCCCAGUUACAAGAAGACUCCACCUCCUGUGCCCCCGCGCACCACCACCAAGCCUCUUAUCUCUGUGACAGCCCAGAGCAGUACAGAGUCCACCCAAGAUGCCUACCAGGAGGGCAGGCAUCCACAGGGCGGUCUGUGGACCACGGACAGCCUCGGACGUCCCAUCUACAGCACCAUGGGCUCCGUGGACAGCCUGGACAGCACCAAGGCAGUCACCAUGGCCAUGGAGUCAGCAGCAGGCAAGAGGCAUGCAUCUUUGGGCAGCCACACUUCCGUCCAGACAUGCGAUAAAGCAGUGCUGGUGUCCAAGGCUGAGGAGUACCUCAAAACCCCACGCUCAUCUAUCGGGAUACAGGUGGAAACUGCGACAGACUCCGAGACUGAAAGUAAAGGCCUUCCUCAGUUCCAUUCGAUAGGGAUCCAGGUGGAGGAUCACAAACGGCAAGGGAGGUUCAAGCGCUCCAACAGUGUGACCACUGCAGUACAAGCUGACAUGGAGUUGGAGGGCUUUCCCUCCAUGGAGGACAAGGGCCUGCAGUUCGGUGGAGGCUUCGGUCGCCACUCUGAGCCCAGCACGCCCACGCAGUACGGGGCUAUCCGCACGGUGCGCACACAGGGCCUGUUCAGCUACAGGGAGGACUACCGGCCCUCCAGCGGGCACUCCAGCCCGCAGCCUGAACCCUGGCUGGUCCAACCCAGUCUGGAGAGCACCGAGACGGGCCGGGUGUCCCCCCUCCGCAGGGACGGCAGCUGGUUCAUGCAGCUCCUUCACAAUGAAACCAAGCGGCUGGAGGGAUGGUGCAAAGAGAUGGAGAGGGAAGCAGAGGAGCAUGACCUGACGGAGGAGAUCCUAGGAAAAAUCCGGAGUGCGGUGGGAAGUGCUCAGCUACUAAUGUCUCAAAAGUUUCAGCAGUUUUACUGGCUAUGUCAGCAGAAUCUGGACCCCAGUGCCAUGCCCAGACCCACCUCUCAGGACCUGGCUGGGUUCUGGGACCUCCUGCAGCUCUCCAUCGAUGACGUCACUGCCAAGUUUGAUGAGCUGCAGCUGAUCAAGAGCAACGGCUGGCAGCUGGUGGAGAGCCCAGAGAAGCAGGAGCUGAAAUGGCCGCCACCUCUUCUAAAGCGGCAACCAUCAAAGGGCCGAGGUGGCAUCAUGCGGGAACGCUCUCUGGACCUUCAGGACCGCCAGCGACAGGAAGCGCGCAGACGCCUCAUGGCCGCCAAACGAGCAGCUUCUUUCAGACAGAACUCAGCCACAGAGAGGGCAGACAGCAUCGAGAUCUACAUCCCAGAGGCCCAGACACGGCUUUGAGGUCCACAGAUUCACCUUUAGCCCCUGUUGUCCACUUCCACCCAACACCAGCUCGUGGAGUCACAUCCAGCCUGCUGUCACCAUCCGUCACUGUUCGUCCACUCUCUCUUCACCCGUCGCCAUUCUCUUGGUUGUCACUACUGAAGCUACACUAGGCAAGAGUUCAGUUGUAAAUGUAUAAUUUUGUAUCAGCUUAAGUCACAAUGUGGCACUGCCAUAGGAAAAGAACGCCCCAUCUUGCUUGAAAAAGUAUUAAUACAACAUUUAAAACAAAUCUCAA
This is a messenger RNA of Trematomus bernacchii (emerald rockcod), 3547 nucleotides long. RefSeq names its product disks large-associated protein 2-like. Bases 1 to 3267 code for a protein of 1088 amino acids. The record is from RefSeq and is a predicted model, not a curated record. Gene Ontology annotation, molecular function: molecular adaptor activity. Lineage: Eukaryota; Metazoa; Chordata; Actinopteri; Perciformes; Nototheniidae. The transcript is spliced from 13 exons. Gene Ontology annotation, biological process: signaling. Gene Ontology annotation, cellular component: postsynaptic specialization; glutamatergic synapse.